AUGGCAACGACGACGGGGGAUGGAACUGCUCUGGCCCAGGCACGAGAGGAAAACGCCCGCCUUCGAAAAGAGUUGGAGACACUCCUUCAUGCUCAAGACGUGGCCAAGGAUCGUGCUCGCAUUGCAAUAGAGAACUUGGUGUCAGAGAACAAAAAGCUCGUCACCGAAAUCUACUCUAUAGAGACGAAAUCAGCAGAGAUGAGGCGAGAGCGAGUAGAGCUGCUCAACCAGCUGCGCAAGUAG
Molecule: messenger RNA, 243 nt
Organism: Acanthamoeba castellanii str. Neff
Lineage: Eukaryota; Discosea; Longamoebia; Acanthamoebidae
Exons: 3
Coding region: 1-243 (80 amino acids)
Source: RefSeq, a predicted model, not a curated record